UUGCAUCUCUCGGGGCGCUCCGCAUUUUUCCAUUCCAGUUUCGUGCCCGACCCGACCAUCGGAUUCUUUCACUUUGUUCCAUCUCCUUUGCUAUUUGUCCCCCUUAGCUCGCUUUUCUCAGCUGUUCUUACAUUCAAGGAUAGGCCUUGAUGGUGACCAUGGCCAUGUACCGAUCCGAUCAGACCCGUGCAGAUGCUCCCGCCAUCCCGGGCCUUCAAUCACAUCCACUACCUCCACAACAACACGGGCCAUCAUCAUCAUCACUUCAACCACAACCUGUCUCUCUUUCAUCGGCGUCAGCACGACCAUUAUCAUCCACAUCUUCGCAACGGCUUCCUCCUUUGGCCAUGUCAAUAGGAACAGCGCCGGUGCCUGGUGCUCACUUGCGAGGACCUCCAGCCCUGGGACAGCAACAGUCUACGCGCACGCUCCAGGGCCCGUCCGCGCAGGACUGGGCCCGCCAUCGAGAUAUCAUCGUCGACCUCUACAGACAGUUUCCCCUCAAGAAACUCAAUCAACAACCGACGGCGUCUUCCGACGUGUCCAUGUCCUUUCCCCGUCUCAAUAUCGAUGGACACAACAUGCCGGCCGACACAGCAUUUGCACCGUCAGAAACACACAGUCCUAUCCCAUCACUGCCCUCACCCAUCAAGUCCCAGUCCCAUGGGAGCUAGCCGCAUGUGCUGGCUCCACGCCCUAUUGACCACAGUACCGGAGUCCAAUGGUCCAUGCUGUCUGAGUUGGACGAACAGGGAAAGCAGUCCGCCGAC
This is a messenger RNA of Neurospora tetraspora, 770 nucleotides long. RefSeq lists its product as uncharacterized. The transcript has 2 exons. Bases 150 to 674 code for a protein of 174 amino acids. The record is from RefSeq and is a predicted model, not a curated record. Lineage: Eukaryota; Fungi; Ascomycota; Sordariomycetes; Sordariales; Sordariaceae.